Seriola dumerili (greater amberjack) is the source of this 936-nucleotide messenger RNA. Its product is annotated as green-sensitive opsin-like. Gene Ontology annotation, molecular function: G protein-coupled receptor activity. The record is from RefSeq and is a predicted model, not a curated record. Gene Ontology annotation, cellular component: membrane. Lineage: Eukaryota; Metazoa; Chordata; Actinopteri; Carangiformes; Carangidae. Gene Ontology annotation, biological process: G protein-coupled receptor signaling pathway. The coding region runs from base 1 to 936 and encodes 311 amino acids. The transcript has a single exon.
AUGGCAGAUAACAAGUCAAUGGGUGGUGGUGAGUCCUUGCAGUUCCAGUUGAAUGACUGGGUCACUAUAGUGCAGCUUCUGGUUUUGAUUUUCCUUUGCAUCAACUUUUUGCUCAUUGCGACCUUUUUUUCAAAGGUCUACUUCUACACAACCAUGCGUUACAUCUUAUUUGCUGUUACACUAUUGUCUGAUAGCUCGAUAUUAAUCAUGUCUAAUAACCUGCUUAUCUUGAGCUACUUUCGUUUCACCAUGCAAAUUGGCUUGUGUGUCAUUAUCUACAUUCAUUUGGUUCUUUGCACUUUUGUCACACCUGUUACUCUGACAGCAAUGACAUUGGAGCGCUAUGUGGCCAUUUGCAUGCCCCUGCGCCAUGGAGAGCUGUGCUCCACUCGCAAUAGUAUAAACUGUAUCCUCAUCAUUCACAGCCUCAGCUCUGUGCCCUGCAUUGUUGUUCUCUCCAUGUUCUUUGCAUCAGUACCACAUAGCUUGUAUACCCAAUACAGCAUAUGCUCCAUGGGCAUGUUUGUGUUUCUCCGAUGGCAGAAUAAUGUUAAAUUAGCUGUAUAUCAGUGCUACUUUUUAAUCAUGACCGUCACCAUCAUUUUCUCCUACAGUAAAAUAAUGAAAGUGGUCAAAGCUGCAACAGGAGAGGAUAAAAAGUCAACAUGGAAAGGGCUGAGAACAGUGGCUCUUCAUGGUUUUCAGCUGCUGCUCUGUCUCAUCCAGUUGUGGUGCCCAUUCAUAGAAACUGCUGUACUUCAGAUUAAUUUAAAGUUAUUUAUUGAUGUCAGGUACUUUAAUUAUAUCAUGUUUAAUCUCACUCCAAGAUGUCUGAGUCCUCUCAUUUAUGGCCUCAGGGAUGACAAGUUUCUUCUUGCGCUGAAACGCAAUGCCCCUUUUGGAUUUCCCUGUGUAAAAUGUAUGAAAAAUGUGUAG